GCAGUGGACGCCCCGCGCCCGGGUACUUAGCAGCAUCAUAUGCCAGUAUUUUUGUCGUCAUGGACGGAGAAUCCCAAGGCCUGCCGCGAUGCGGAGUCGGCCUGCAGCGACUGGGCUGAGAAGGGCGAGUGCAAUAAGAACCCUGGCUUCAUGGCAAAGAGCUGCCGGCUGUCGUGCAGGCUGUGCACGGCGCCGGAGGUAAAGGCGUCCGAUUAUGCCGCCAUGCAGCUGGUGCUGAACACCUCGCUGGGGCAGAUCCGCAUCAAGCCGCUGUUCGAGCGGGCGCCCGCCACCGCGGCCCUGGUGCUGGAGGCGGCGGUCAACGGGCCCGCCUGCCGCGGCUGUGUGUUCUAUCGCAAUGAGGCGGUGCCGCCGGAGGGCUCCUCGGGACCGCCGUACGGGCUGCUGCAGGGCAGCCUGGCGGGUUUGCUCAAGGUGCCGGAGCACGAGGGCGGGCCAGUGUUCAUGAGGCGCGGACACGUUGCCAUGAUCCCAUCCACACGAGAGUUCUUCAUCAACGUGAUGGAUCAUGAAAGCUGGGGCGGGUCAAUGACGGUGUGGGGCGAUGUGGCGGACGCGGCGUCCAUGGCGGUGGUGGAGGCUGCGCUGCUGCUGCCGUACCACGAUGUGAAGCACCCCACCUUCGGCACAGUCAUGCGCAUGCUAGACAAGCAGGUGCCGUUUUCGCCGAUAGCGGUGCCAGCCGACGGCGGCAGUAGCAGUAGUAGCACCGGCAGUAGCAGUAACAUUAGUAGCGGCGAGGAGGAGGAGGAAGGCAAUGCGACUUGGACGUCCCUAGAUGCGGCCUCGCAGAAGCGGAGAUCUAGGCGGGCGUUGGACUUGAGCGAAUGAGGCGCAGGGGGCACGAGAUGUUUCAUGGGAUUGGUUGCUUACAAGAGGCAUCCAGCCGGAUGAUAGACAGACAGCCGAGACUUAUUCGAUUUGCGGUUCCUGUGCGGCUGUGCUUGCGAAUGACAGUCUCGUGCCAAUACGCACACCUGCUCUCCGGGUUUAACGGUAAUGCAUAAUGCAGCCGUCCACAGUUUACGACAUGUCUACCGAGUCGCUAGUCUUGGCCUUCAUAGCAACGUUGCA
Chlamydomonas reinhardtii is the source of this 1095-nucleotide messenger RNA. RefSeq lists its product as uncharacterized. The transcript is spliced from 8 exons. NCBI's taxonomy places the organism in Eukaryota, Viridiplantae, Chlorophyta, Chlorophyceae, Chlamydomonadales, Chlamydomonadaceae. The record is from RefSeq and is a predicted model, not a curated record. Bases 40 to 852 code for a protein of 270 amino acids.